AUGGUGCUUGGACCACCUGGUCUGCAUGGGCAUCGUGUCCAUCCAACUGUUGGCCUCACAAUACAAACGUGAGACGAACUAGAACAUGUACGAAUCCCUCAAGGCAGAAUGGAGGAGAUGACUGUCCAGGGAGCAGUUAUGAAGAUGCUACCUGUUAUUCCUUAGGCUGUCCAGUUCAUGGAGGAUGGGGUGUUUGGGGAGCUUGGAGUACGUGUACUGUCACUUGUGAUUCCGGAAGUCAAAAUAGGUCCCGUCUCUGUAACAACCCCACACCAGAUAAUGGAGGAAACGACUGUCCAAAUUCGGCAGACCAGUGUAGGGAAUGUAACACUCAAAACUGUCAAUUUUGUCUGGUUCGUGACCACUUUAUGAAAAGUACAGCUGAUUCCCACGCCUCGUCUGAUACGUCACUGACCGACAAAUAUUUUCUGAUGCCAGACACGGACAAUACCAUAAAGUGUUGUGGAUUGAUUUCACACUGGGAAUUUUAUCCAAAGGCAGAGGGCACUGUUUUCUUCCAGAUUUGGAAAUUAAUAAGUGGGACUUCGUAUGAACUCAUAGGCUCAAACCAAGUUGAUGUUCCAGCUUCUGUAGUGAACACUGUGUAUAGACAUUCGGUACCAACAGCUGACAGAAUAGCAGUAAUCGACGGUUAUUUCAUUGGAUGGUAUUGCAACACAAGCAAUAUGAUUCCGUACACGUCAUGCAGUUCCUCCCUCAGUAACGACAAAUGUACCACGGGAGAACCUUCCUGGAAAUCUUGUAACGUUGAUUCUUACUGGUCAAAGUCAUUUUCGGAAGUAGCUGUUGGGAGCACACAGACAUGGAGUUCAUAUACCCAGGCUACAUAUAGAUACACAGCCAUUACGUACGCGACAGUUGACAAUACGGAUCCCAUAUUCAACAUGAGCCUUGUCAAAGUGGCCAUUGCUGAUCACACUGCUAUUGGUACCAGCGUCAUGCCGUUUACCUUUACCGAUGUUGACUUCGCUGACUUCUUUAUUUACUCUGGCUAUCCCAACACUCAUACUUACUUCUCGUUCGAUACAUCCGAUCUAACAAUCAAAGUAAAAAGUACUUUGCCCCAUACUGUCGGUACGGCAGAGAAUGUUCAUACUUACGUCAUUAAAGCCAAGGAUUCGUGCGACAAUGCCGUCACAGGAACUGUAACCAUAACAACAUUUAAUGGCCCACCAGAGUUUUCCAACCUACCAAAUCACGUGGAACUGAUAGAAGGGAUCCAAGAGGAACACACGCUGUUUACCCUGACAGUCACAGACCCCUCCCCCGACAGCGUGACAUGUGUUAUGGAAUCCGUCCUUCCCUCCGACAAAAUGUCGACAUUUUCCUUUAAUCCAUCAACAAAAGAGUUGAACGUCAGGGCCAAUCAGAACAUUUCCCUGUCGGACAUCACGAACUAUGAGAUAUGGUUUGAGUGUACUGACGGGACAGAUAACUCCACUAGCUUUCUCACCGUACAAGUCGUCAAGUUUGAUACUUCUGAUGAGACUCAGGUACAACCAACCUUUUUCUCGGUGUCGGCCAUGAUGACAGCAGGAGGAUUGGUUGUCAGCCUGACUCUCGUUAUUGCUAUUUAUGUACUGGUCAUUUAGCGGCACUUCGUGAAAAUCAUGGAGUUAAAUUGUACUACAUUCAGUCAUUUAAUUUUACCGGAAAAAAGGAAGCCUUUUUUUA
Molecule: messenger RNA, 1695 nt
Organism: Saccostrea echinata
Lineage: Eukaryota; Metazoa; Mollusca; Bivalvia; Ostreida; Ostreidae
Exons: 11
Coding region: 369-1613 (414 amino acids)
Cellular component (GO): membrane
Molecular function (GO): calcium ion binding
Source: RefSeq, a predicted model, not a curated record